This is a messenger RNA of Dipodomys spectabilis (banner-tailed kangaroo rat), 969 nucleotides long. RefSeq names its product olfactory receptor 1F12. Gene Ontology annotation, cellular component: membrane. Gene Ontology annotation, biological process: G protein-coupled receptor signaling pathway. Lineage: Eukaryota; Metazoa; Chordata; Mammalia; Rodentia; Heteromyidae. The record is from RefSeq and is a predicted model, not a curated record. Gene Ontology annotation, molecular function: olfactory receptor activity; G protein-coupled receptor activity. Bases 19 to 969 code for a protein of 316 amino acids. The transcript has a single exon.
CUCUGGGUCUUCACGCAGAUGCAAGCAAUGGAAAAGGAAAACCAGACAAAUGUCUCUGAAUUUCUCCUCCUGGGCUUCUCAAAUUGGCCAGGGCAUCAGGCACUACUCUUUGCAGUUUUCUUGUGUCUCUAUUUAACAGGAUUGUUUGGAAACUUGCUCAUCUUGCUGGCCAUUGGCUCAACUCCUCACCUUCACACACCCAUGUAUUUUUUCCUUGCCAAUCUGUCCUUGGUAGACCUCUGUCUUCCUUCAGCUACAGUCCCCAAAAUGCUUCUGAACAUUCAAACCCAGACUCAAUCGAUCUCCUAUUCUGGAUGCCUUACUCAGAUGUAUUUCUGUAUGAUGUUUGCCAACAUGGACAACUUUCUUCUCACAGUGAUGGCCUAUGACCGUUAUGUGGCCAUCUGUCAUCCUUUGCAUUACUUCACCAUUAUGACACAGCGUCUCUGUGCCUCUCUGGUGGCUGUAUCUUGGGUCAUUGCCACUUUGAACCCUCUCUUACAUACUCUCAUGAUGGCCUCUCUGCACUUCUGUUCUGACAAUAUCAUCCACCACUUCUUUUGUGAUGUCAAUUCUCUCCUCCUUCUCUCCUGUUCAGAUACCAGCCUUAAUCAGCUGAUGGUUCUAGCUGUGGUGGGGCUGAUUUUUGUAGUUCCUUCAGUGUGUAUCCUGGUAUCUUACGGUCGAAUUGUCUCUGCUGUGAUGAAAAUACCUUCUGCCCAAGGAAAACUCAAGGCCUUCUCCACCUGUGGAUCCCACCUCACCUUGGUUGUUCUUUUCUAUGGAGCAAUCACAGGAGUCUAUAUGAGCCCUUCAUCCAACCAUUCAACUGAAAGAGACUCAGCUGCAUCAGUAAUUUUCAUGAUUGUAGCCCCUGUGCUAAAUCCCUUCAUUUAUAGCCUAAGGAACAACGAGCUGAAGGGAGCCUUAAGAAAAACUCUGGGCCAGAGAAAAAUCUUUUCCCAAUGA